CAGCCAUCCACUUUGAGACUUUGAGGUGUGGAGAGAUUUCCAGUUCCUCUUCAUGAAAACCUCCCUACCCAGACUGCGUCAUCCCAUCACUGUCAUCCCAUCACUGCGUCAUCCCAUUACACCAUCGAUGUCUUUUGACCAAUGUGGACCACUCAGCCGCAGUCAACCAACUGUCGACCCGACCUACGUGGCGUUUCAGUGCACGGGGCCGUCUCCACCGCGCGCGGCGCGCGUGAGCGAGAGAUGCUUACGACCCACCGAGGCCAAUGCGACCGGAGGACCAGAGAGGCCCCGGGCGCUCAAUGUGACUCUCGCCUCCCAGCAGAUAGGUGGCCAGCGGCAGCGGCCUCACUGGUGGAGUCUGGCUGAGGUCAAGCAGACGUUGCGCAACGCAGUUCGAGGGCGCGAGGUGCCCUCGGCGGAGGCGAUGCUGUUCACGGCCGGUCUGAUUGCAGCCAUCAUGAUGAUGUCAGCCGCCUACGACUACGGGCAGGUCGGAAGGAAACAGAGUGAGGUGCGCAGGCAGCCUCUUCACGAGCCCCCACUGCGCAGCGCAGCGCCUGCUGCCUCGGGUGCAGGUUCUACGAGCAAGAUCCAGUGA
Messenger RNA from Durusdinium trenchii, 601 nucleotides. Lineage: Eukaryota; Dinophyceae; Suessiales; Symbiodiniaceae. The record is from the annotation of a GenBank genome assembly.